This is a messenger RNA of Salvia splendens (bonfire salvia), 1656 nucleotides long. RefSeq names its product two-component response regulator ARR2. The record is from RefSeq and is a predicted model, not a curated record. The coding region runs from base 1 to 1656 and encodes 551 amino acids. Gene Ontology annotation, molecular function: DNA binding. Gene Ontology annotation, biological process: cytokinin-activated signaling pathway; phosphorelay signal transduction system. The transcript is spliced from 9 exons. NCBI's taxonomy places the organism in Eukaryota, Viridiplantae, Streptophyta, Magnoliopsida, Lamiales, Lamiaceae.
AUGGAAAGGGGAAGAAGCAAUAUUCCACCAACCAACUAUUCAUCAAUUGAUGAUACCAUUAGUAUUUUGGUUGUAGAUGAUGACAUAACAUGCCUUGCCAUUGUUGCUGCUAUACUCAAGAAGCUCAAAUAUGAAGUUGUGACAGUGAAGCAUCCAAAUGAUGCCUUAUGCACGCUUCGAAUCAAUGGGGGCGCGUUCGAUUUGGUCAUAUCGGAUGUGCACAUGCCGGAUAUGAAUGGAUUUGAGCUGCAACGAGCUAUAACACAAGAAUUCAACCUGCCUGUAGUUUUGAUGUCAGCAGAUGACAAAGAGGAAGUAGCUUUGAAAGGUUUGGAGAGUGGUGCUGCAUUUUUCAUUAUGAAGCCAAUAACACCUGAUGAUUUGAAGGAUUUGUGGCAAUUUGCUGCCAUGAAAAGGAAAGAAAAAGCUAAUGCUUUUGAGGAGAGACAGAAAUAUAUUGAUUCAGAUGAAUCAGUGAAUGAGGAUGAUGAUGGCAAGAGAAAAUCACCUAAGAAAGAGAGGUGUGAGGACAAAAAUGGGGGAAAUUCUCAAUCUUACUCACAGAAAAGACCUAAAAUUGUUUGGACUAAUUCUCUGCACAAUCGGUUCUUGGAAGCUAUUAGAAGUAUUGGUCUUGAAAGAGCUGUUCCAAAGAAAAUUCUUGAAGUGAUGAAUGUUCCUGGAUUGACUAGAGAAAAUGUAGCAAGUCAUUUGCAGAAAUACAGGAUCUUCCUAAGGCGAGUGUCGGAUGCAAGCUACAAAAUACAAUAUUCGUCUUCUUCGUCAUCUUCUUCGCAUAAGGGCUUAACUAGCAGGAAUCUCAAACUAAACUCUGAAUCACCAAGACUCUCAACCCUAAUGCCCAACACACUGAGCAAACUCACCUAUCAAAACCCUACUUCACAACUUACCAUAACCACCCAAUCAAGACUACUCCCCAAUGUAGGAAGCUGGCAGAACCCAACCCCAAACAUAGUACCUUGUCAGGAUCAUCAUGACUCUGCCGCGCAGGGCUACUGUGGGACCCCCCGCGCCACGGUCCACAGCCACCCUUCCAUUAUAACUGUAGAAGAUCCACCCAAUGCUUUCCAAAAUCCUACUACUAUUCAUCAUCUUCAAAGCAAUAGUAGUGCUGCUGCAAAUGAUCUGGAUCAACUGUGUAAUGCUAUUGCAGAUUAUGAGAUGACAUUGCUGCCUUUGGUAUCUCAAGAAUCUGAUCAUAUCCCAGUUUUUGAUCUGUCUGAACUCGACAUGUUGUCGCCUCAACAAGGCUCUUUCGGCAUAAAUCUGCAGAGUCAAUUCACCAUUCAAAACCAGCCACAGCAGAAUAAUGGAGGCGAAAGCUCGAACCUUUAUGGAAAACAGCUUAACUGGGACAGCUUUGUAAAUGUUCCAAAUUCUUUGGAUCAACCUCAGAACCAGACUCAAAGCAACCAAUUCAGUAACUCUCAAGUAGUUACCACCUCUUCUCAACUCAAUGGAACAGCACUUCAACCAACUAAUGAGGAAGGUUUUGCCAACUCUCUUGAUUUUGGCACAUAUAAAAUGAAUGCUGUUUCUCCUGUUCAUGAGCAAAAUGAGGAUGACUUUCUGGAGUCUUUACUUGCCUCAUUUCAAGAGGAUCACAUCCUCAAAGGAUCGAUAUCAACCUUGUAG